GCACCGUCACGUAAUUUAGUAAAUUUUUGCAAUUUUUCCGCUUUCCCAGUCGUCGCAUCAUGUAGGACGAUAGCUGGGUGAAUUGCCCUUUUGAUUCAAAGCGGCCCGAAAUUCGGGGGGACCGCCCAUCUUCUAGAACAAUCUCUGAAAAUUUCUCCCCCAUCACGCAGUCUCGCGAGGGUCGACCGUCGUGUCUCCUCUCACUGACUCACUUUGGAUGUCAGUCUUGUCUGAGAGUUUGUGCGUAGCAGACGUGGAUUUGGUUUUCGCAAGAAUCGCAGGAUAAUAGUGCACAUUGCAAAGUUUCCAUCAUGAGGAUGCCGAUUCAGGCGCCGCAGUGGACUGAAUUCCUCACCUGCCCCGUGUGCUGCAAUGAGUUUGACCCUGCAGCCAGGGGCCCCAUCAGUCUGGGGUGUGGGCACACCGUUUGCAGGUCGUGCCUCUUCACCCUGCACAGAAAACAGUGCCCCUUCGACCAGUACAACAUAAGUUCGGAGUUGGAGAAUCUGCCCAUCAAUCAUGCAAUUCUCCAACUGCUUGGGGCUCCUUUACCUGACAAUGAUUUCAAUGGAAAUGUUAAACACCUCAAUUCUGAAGACCUCGGUUGCUACAGAAGAGCAAAAAAAUGCAUCGAGGACAUGGCCCUCUAUCUGAAGCCCUUCCCAGGAGGCACAACAAAUGCGCUGUCGCGACCCAUGCAGAAAAAGUUGGUCACUUUGAUAAACUGCCAGCUUCUUGAAGAAGAGGGUCGAACCAGAGCAAUGCGUGCAGCCCGCUCCUUGGGAGAGAGGUCGGUCACAGAAUUGAUUCUGCAUCAUCAAAACCCUCAGCAGUUGUCGGCCAAUCUAUGGGCAGCAGUAAGAGCUAGAGGAUGUCAGUUCCUUGGACCAGCCAUGCAAGAAGAGGUCCUUCGAUUGGUCUUGUUGGCGCUAGAGGACGGCUCGGCACUUUCCAGGAAAGUUCUGGUGAUGUUUGUAGUUCAGCGCCUUGAGCCUCACUUCCCACAGGCCUCUAAAACAAGCAUCGGCCAUGUUGUCCAGCUUCUCUAUCGAGCGUCUUGUUUCAAAGUGUCAAAGCGCGAGGGUGAUUCGUCACUUAUGCAAUUGAAGGAAGAGUUUCGUAAUUAUGAAGCACUGCGUCGGGAGCAUGAUGCGCAAAUUGUGCAGAUCGCCACUGAGGCAGGUCUGCGAAUUGCCCCCGACCAGUGGUCGUCGCUCCUUUAUGGUGACGCAGCCCACAAAUCGCACAUGCAGAGCAUCAUGGACAAGCUGCAGACGCCCCAAUCCUUCUCUCAAUCUGUCCAAGAGCUCAUGAUUGCCCUUCAAAGGACUGGAGACCCGGGAGGACUUCUCGGAGGGUUGAGGAACAGCUUGGAACUACUAGCUGCUAUUGAUCCCUGCUGCAAUCCCACAGAAACUACCGGAGCGCCCACAUGGCUCGAGCUGGCAGGUGCUCUAGAGGCUGCUCGCACAGUUGGCGCAGGUCUCGUCAGGUUCCUUGCUCAGCAUGGGGGCAUGACUCGCAAACCUAGCGACGGCUCCAUGGGUAUGAACGUUGGCUCCAGAUACAAGGUCAGCAUGUGCCGUGACCUUGUCACAAGAGGUGUGUGCCCUCGCACCAUAAACUGCACUUUUGCUCACUCGGAAGAAGAGCUAGAAAGGUAUAGGGCCAAAAAUCGCAAAUCUUCUCCCCGAGCGGCUGGACAUAAGAUGGACGGCCUCAAGGAGAAAGGACUGUAUCAAUCCCCUGAAAAUCACAUUUUCUCUCCCAACUCUGCAAGAGAUGGUUUCAUGCCUAUGCCUGGUGUUGGGUCCUCUCUGGGCAUUGCAGUUCCGCGCUCCACGGUGGAAUGUGGCCCAUACAGUUCCACUUACCCCCCGGGCCCACAGCAGCAGUUUCAGCCAAGUGGCCAGGCCUACCAGCCGGCCUCCUCUAAGUACCCUGUAGACUUCAGCAGCACAAGUAGCGUUUUUGGCGGCACAGCCGGCCAGAUGUACACCCAAGGGCAGACUGACUUUUUACAGAGAAGUCCCAUGCUGGGUGAUGUAGCUCCACUCGACAUUCACUACAGACAUUAUGUUCCCAGAUCGGAUACUAGGAGCAAGUUGGCUUCUUUGAAACAAAGGCGUCAUGAAAUUCUUUCUCAGAUUGAGAAAAUGGUCGGUCAUGAUAAUUCUGACGCCCCUAGCCCCUCUUUGAUGCCGCUCUCAGCUCAGACUAAUUCUGAAUUGACUGCUUUUUCUAUUUGGGCCAACAACAAGACUGGACAGGAUUACCGAGACAGUGUUAAUCGUUACGGCCCCAUUUCUCCCAGCAUCCACCGCCCUCUGCAAAGCACGACAUCUCUUGUGGAUGUGAAACGUGGCAACCAAUGGUAUUAUCAGCAGCCACAAGAAGGAGUUGUUGGUGGCAUUCAGCGUCAAUCCAUUUCUCCGGAGAAUCAAAUGAUGCCCAACUAUAUUGACCCUCUCUCCAUUAUGCUGCAAACUCCCAGUCCUGAGCAACACACUCCUGUGAAAUCUGGCUUCAUCGACAAUCCGAGAAAAAUGCAGGAGCAAAUACGAUCAUUGGAGAAGAAGAUCAACGAUCUGAGAUUUGCCUACGGGAAUGAGGAAGGCGAACGCCUGGCUCAGGAACUGCGGCAAAUCGAACAUAGCAUCAUCCAGCAGGAGCAAGAAUUGAAAAUGAAGGAGGAGGAAGACAGCUAUGAGCGUCAUUUGGUUGAUGACAUGCGGGAGUUUGCUCUCCGUUGGGAGUCUGAACUAGAACAAGAGGAAAAACGUUGGAGCAGCGAGGAAGAACACUCUGCAGGACGACCUUAACGGUAGUUUUUGGAUAGUUUUUAAUCUUUAUCCACUGCAUUGCUUACCCAAACAUUUUUUUAUCGUUGCCAAUUUUUUUAUUUGUCCUUAACAAUACGUCAAAGUUGACUGUGGCAACAAAAGUAAAUCAGGUCAAUUAAAUUUUUUGAUGCUGACGUAGGCGAUCGCCUGUUUUUGCGCUGUUCUUUUUGAAACCACUGUCGAAUCAGUCAUAUAGAUAGGUGUAUAUUUGUGCACAUACACACCACUAAACUUGAAAUGCGUACAUACAUUGAUACUUAAGAUGGUGUAGAUUAAUAAUUUUUGGGCACGGCAAGCCCUCUUGCCCUUCCCUAUUAUCUGCUUAGCUAAUAGCAUGUUUAUAAUUAUUAAUGUUGGUUAUUGUUGUAAAUAUCAAGCAUUAUCCCCUAAGCCUAAGUGUUAAAACAUGAUUUAUCACUCCUAGAAGCGUGACAAGCUUCCUCACUUUAUUUUUAUUUUAAAUUCUGCUUAAUUUAUUCAGUGAUCACAUUGUGCUGUGUAUUUUCAAAAAAUUAUUAUGUGUGUAUAUGAACACUGGUUACAGAGUCAUCUCAUCAUAUAGCUUCUAAAAGCUGAUUUUCACACUGCUUUUUCUUUUCCUCCAGACGGGUGCAAAUCAUUUUGAAAAUGGAACAGCUAUCAGCCAUCUAUUUUUGAAAGUUAUUUUUAUACUGUCAAGAAAAAAAGAACUUUUGCAGAAUUUUAUAAAUUUGCAGAACAAGAACAAAUAAGUCAUAAUCAUCAAUGGAAAAGUAGUUUAACUUGCUGCAUUAAUAUUUUACUUAACCAAAACUGAAUCAAAAUUCGAAAUUUAUGUCAACGCAAUAAAGUAAUGAUCAGUGGCUUGGUACCCGUUAGCCUUAUCUCUGUUAAUUUGCAACUUACUGUGCAUAGAUGGCUGAGGCUCUUUACGAUUAGCCGAAAAAGUUAGCGACAUUACUAAAUGAUAGCGAGUAAUAUUUUACUACAUAGGAGAGUAAUGUGGUUUCAUUUUGAGACUGUAUUCUACACUAAAUGAAGAAUAAAAACACUGUUAGACUGAAGCCUAUUCAAAUUGAAUGUACGGUAAAAUGGGACAUAUAAUUUGUACAUGCUGUAAAAACACAAUGUGUGACACUCAAUAUUGUUUUAUUUAAAUUAUUAUUUCAACUUUUUGUUUCACUGAAAACUACUCUUAAAAAUGCCGAUGAUUGAUAAUGAUGAUUGUACUUUGAAAAUAAGAUGAAACUUAUCUGCAAGACUCAUUAAUUCUUCUUUAAUUUUUUUACUGAAACUUUGAGAAAGCAUGUUGCGCAUGUUUAUCGAGAUGAGAAUUGUAUCGAUUAUAUUAAUCUAUAUUUAAAUGUGUAUUAUUCUACGGUGGAAUCAAGCAGAAUUAUCAUGUAAUUUAAUAAAUCUGUUUUUAUUUAUUAAAUAAAAUAUAA
Messenger RNA from Neocloeon triangulifer, 4267 nucleotides. RefSeq names its product roquin-2 (gene roq). The transcript is spliced from 13 exons. NCBI's taxonomy places the organism in Eukaryota, Metazoa, Arthropoda, Insecta, Ephemeroptera, Baetidae. The record is from RefSeq and is a predicted model, not a curated record. Gene Ontology annotation, molecular function: metal ion binding. Bases 312 to 2822 code for a protein of 836 amino acids.